Metarhizium robertsii ARSEF 23 is the source of this 870-nucleotide messenger RNA. RefSeq names its product Tetrahydrofolate dehydrogenase/cyclohydrolase, catalytic domain protein. Gene Ontology annotation, biological process: tetrahydrofolate interconversion. The transcript has 2 exons. The record is from RefSeq and is a predicted model, not a curated record. Gene Ontology annotation, cellular component: cytosol. Gene Ontology annotation, molecular function: methenyltetrahydrofolate cyclohydrolase activity; methylenetetrahydrofolate dehydrogenase (NADP+) activity. Lineage: Eukaryota; Fungi; Ascomycota; Sordariomycetes; Hypocreales; Clavicipitaceae. The coding region runs from base 1 to 870 and encodes 289 amino acids.
AUGGGAGCCAUCCUUCUGGAAGGACACCUUGUCGUCAAGGAUAUUGAGCAAUGGUGCUUGCGGAAGCGCCGCCGAGGCCGCAUCGACCCGGUCCUAGCAGUCGUAUUCUUCAACACAGACCCUGCUGCCGAGCAAUAUAUCCGAAUCAAAGCACACGUUGCUGAAAAGGCGGGCGUCGGAUACUGGGUGUACGAAAUCUCUCCCGAAGCCUCCUCGGCCCAUGUCCAGAGACAGAUUCAAGAACUCAACGAAAACGAGCAGGUGCACGGUAUACUCAUUCAGCGCCCAUUGCCGGAGCACCUCAACGAGCCCAAGAUCAUGGCGUCCAUCGACCCGGACAAACACAUCGAGGAGUACUGCGAGGGGCAGCCCAGCAACAUUGCUGCCGACGCCCUUUGUCGCCUCCUCUCCAAGCAUGGGAGGAGCCGUGUGUUGUGUGAGUCCGUCGUACACGUUGUGGGCUUUGGCAUCAUCACCGAUGGUUUCACGUCGCACAUGAGGCACCACUACCCGCGGGUCAGCGUUUCUCCCAAUCUUCCCAAAGUCACGGGUGACGCAAAACCCGGUUCGGAGCAUGUUGAUCGACCAGCCGUACUCAUCACGGAGCUUCAUCGCGGGCCUGGCUUCAUCAAGCCGCGUAUGAUCCGUCCCGAUGUGCGGGUAAUUAUCGACCUUGGCUUUUAUUCCACGGAACAGGGCGUCAUCGUUGGGGACCUCGACCACACGGUGUUUGAGAAGGAUGAGCUUGCCGUCGCUCCGACACCCGGUGGUGUGCUGCCUGUGCUGCCGUGGUUGAUGAUGGAGAGGACUAUUAGAGCAAAACGGCUUUUGACACAGAGAGAGUCGCGAUUUUGCUGCAUGUGUCAGUAG